Messenger RNA from Tarenaya hassleriana, 2384 nucleotides. Its product is annotated as protein NUCLEAR FUSION DEFECTIVE 4. NCBI's taxonomy places the organism in Eukaryota, Viridiplantae, Streptophyta, Magnoliopsida, Brassicales, Cleomaceae. Gene Ontology annotation, cellular component: membrane. Gene Ontology annotation, biological process: transmembrane transport. The record is from RefSeq and is a predicted model, not a curated record. The transcript has a single exon. The coding region runs from base 516 to 2252 and encodes 578 amino acids. Gene Ontology annotation, molecular function: transmembrane transporter activity.
GGAUGCACAGUUCUUUGAAUCCGUCUCUCUCUCACUCUGAGAAAAUAAACGCAGGACAAAACUGUAAAAAAUCUGCAGAAUUUGACCCGUUUAAUCCUUUUCCUGAUCCAUGGACAGUUGAUUUAUCGGGCAAAAAUAGAUAAGACACCGUUUUUCUUCACCGGGUCUCGUUUGCAUACACACAUACAUGUGUGUGUAUGUAUCUUCCCUGAUCUCGUUUGUAGCCCUGAAACUCUCUUGUGCUCACCCUUUUUCUGCCCAAUUUAAAGGAGCCAUCUUUCAACUUAUUUCAGUUAAAUUUCUCACAAAUCUCAUCUCUCUCUAUGCCCAUCUUCAUCAUCCUUAUAAGCAAAUCCUGGGUCUUCGUUAUUUCCCCAUUUCUCGCUCAAGAACGUUAACGUCAUAAAGAUUUGCUCUGUUUCUCCUCGAAAGUUGUAGAGAUCUGAUACCUUAAUCUGUUUCCGACUCUGCGGAAUCGAACCCAAAAGAAAAAAAGAAAAGAAAAGGGGGAUUCCAUGGGGAAAGGAAUAGAAUCCGGAGAAAUCCCCAGAUUCGUGGUUCAUCUCUUCAACGGGAGAUGGUUCAUGGUGUUUGCCUCCUUCUUGAUCAUGGCUUGUGCAGGUGCGACUUAUCUCUUCGGAACUUACUCCAAAGAGAUCAAGGCCACGCUUGGUUACGACCAGACGACGCUGAACCUGUUAGGGUUCUUCAAAGAUCUCGGAGCCAACGUCGGUGUCUUGUCCGGUCUCAUCGCCGAGGUCACCCCGACGUGGUUCGUCCUCCUCGUCGGCUCGGCCAUGAACUUCGCUGGGUACUUCAUGAUUUGGCUCGCCGUCACGGGCAAGAUCGCUAAACCCAAGGUAUGGCAAAUGUGUUUGUACAUAUGCAUCGGAGCGAAUUCCCAGAACUUUGCCAACACGGGCGCUCUCGUCACUUGCGUCAAGAACUUCCCAGAGAGCAGAGGCGUUAUGUUGGGAUUGCUCAAAGGUUAUGUGGGCCUGAGCGGCGCUAUAAUGACGCAGCUUUACUUAGCCAUCUAUGGAACUGAUUCGAAAUCUCUGAUUCUUUUGAUCGGAUGGCUACCGGCUGCGAUUUCUGUGCUGUUUGUGUAUUCGAUCAGAGAGAAGAAGGUGGUGAGGCAGAAGAACGAGCUCAAUGUGUUUUACCAGUUCUUGUACUUGUCGAUAUUCUUGGCACUGUUCCUCAUGGCCAUGAACAUUGCUCAGAAGCAAACCCACUUCUCCAAAGCCGCUUACACUGCAAGUGCCACCGUUUGCUGUGUCUUGCUGUUUGUGCCUCUUUUCGUUGCUGUGAAGCAGGAGAUUGAUGUUUGGAACAUGAAGAAGCUGCCCGUCGAGCCCCCGAGCGAGCUUAAGGUCGAGAAAUCGAAACAGAUCGAGUCAAGAACCGAUCUACCAGAAGACAGAACAGCAGCGAAGGGUUACCUAGAGAAUUCCAAGAAGAGAUCGUGUUUCUUGACAGUGUUUGAUCCACCCCCAAGAGGUGAAGACUACACGAUCUUGCAGGCAUUGUUCAGCAUAGACAUGAUCAUUCUCUUCCUCGCCACAUUCUGCGGUCUAGGCUCGAGUUUGACGGCAGUUGACAACCUCGGACAGAUAGGAGAAUCCCUCGGAUACCCGCCUCAUACCGUGAGCUCAUUCGUCUCCCUAGUCAGCAUAUGGAACUAUUUCGGGCGAGUAUUCUCGGGAUACGUCUCGGAACACCUGCUCGCCAAGUACAAACUCCCCCGGCCGCUCAUGAUGACGUUAGUCCUCCUGUUAAGCUGCCUCGGCCACCUCCUCAUCGCGUUUCCAUUCCCGGGGUCAGUCUACAUUGCGUCAGUCAUCAUAGGCUUCUCUUUCGGGGCGCAGCUCCCGCUGCUCUUUGCGAUAAUCUCCGAGCUUUUCGGGCUGAAAUACUACUCGACGCUUUUCAACUGCGGGCAGCUCGCCAGCCCGCUCGGAUCGUACAUUUUGAACGUCCGGGUAACGGGAAUGCUGUACGAUUCGGAGGCUAUGAAGGAGCUGGCGGCAAAAGGGUUAAGACGUGAGGAUGUGAAGGACUUGACUUGCAUCGGAAGGCAAUGUUACAGGUUGCCGUUUGUGGUUUUAGCCGCGGUAACUUUCUUUGGAUCUCUUGUGGCUUUGGUUCUUACCGUGAGGACGAGAGAGUUUUACAAAGGCGACAUUUACAAGAAGUUCAAGGACAGUUCCGAUGAGAUUGAAUUGGAUGAAGCAAGCAGAAAGCAUUGAUUUUUAUUUUUAUUUAUUUAAAUUGUUCGGUCUUUUUUAUAAUGUUGAAAGAGAGCAUUUCUUCUGUUUAUUGAAUGAUUUAUAAUUAUCAGUGAAUGUGAUGAUGCUUGGAUCAUAUGAUUAGUAUUAUUA